Molecule: messenger RNA, 413 nt
Organism: Babjeviella inositovora NRRL Y-12698
Lineage: Eukaryota; Fungi; Ascomycota; Pichiomycetes; Serinales
Product: pyruvate transporter
Exons: 1
Coding region: 34-339 (101 amino acids)
Biological process (GO): pyruvate import into mitochondria
Cellular component (GO): mitochondrial inner membrane
Source: RefSeq, a predicted model, not a curated record
UCCAAGUUGUUCUCCAAGGCGACCUUAAAGUACAUGUGUACUACCCACUUCUGGGGCCCAGUCUCUAACUUUGGUAUCCCAGUUGCUGCCAUUUUGGACUUGAAGAAGGACCCAGAAUUGAUUUCCGGCCCGAUGACUGGUUCUUUGGUUAUUUAUUCCUUGGUUUUUAUGAAGUACUCCCUUUCCAUCACUCCAUGGAACCCGUUGUUGUUCGGCUGCCAUGUUGUCAACGAAACCGCCCAGUUGGCCCAGGGCACCAGAUGGCUCAACCACCACUACUUUGGUGGUAAGGAGGCUUCCCAGAAGGAGGCUAUUGAGGCUAUUGUCAAGACUGAAUAGGGUACUGGCGGAGCUGCUCGUUUGGUCUGAUGUGUGAAUUAGCGGGGAAAUAGCCCUAUUUGUAGCGAGAUCCC